Sycon ciliatum is the source of this 3488-nucleotide messenger RNA. Its product is annotated as hemicentin-2-like. The record is from RefSeq and is a predicted model, not a curated record. The transcript is spliced from 13 exons. Gene Ontology annotation, molecular function: protein binding. Lineage: Eukaryota; Metazoa; Porifera; Calcarea; Leucosolenida; Sycettidae. Gene Ontology annotation, biological process: axon guidance; cell-cell adhesion. Gene Ontology annotation, cellular component: axon; plasma membrane. Bases 731 to 2488 code for a protein of 585 amino acids.
ACGGUGAUGACCGACUUUGAGCGCAAAGAUAGCCCGAUCUAGCACUUCUCUUCUGGCACUUGACGGAAGAAUAAAUCCCUGUAGUCGCUUUCCGACUGGCCUUCGGUUCCCAUUCCGACCGCUGACCUUCUUGAAAUGUAAUCGCAUUCUCUUGUCCUCGAUUUUCCCCGUUUGUGUUGUGUCGUACUCGAAUGUACCUCUGUUCCGUGGUUCAAUUCUCAAGCGUUUUGACUGUUGUUACUGCCACUGGUACUAGUGGUAGCUGGGUUCAAGUUGAACGCAGUCGUCGUGUGAAUCUGUCUUGCACGCGACUGCAAACUCGAGGAGCCUGAGCUAAGAUUGUGAAGGAAGGAAUCGACCGUGGAUCUUUCGUCCAGCCUUCUUUUGCCGAGGCUAGGUUGAGUUUGGCGGCAAUUCGACUCUGUUCGCGAGGGACUAGCAGGUUCUGCAGCAGUUGCAGGUUGCCUCUCUGUUCGCAUUUCCACUGCAGCUGCUGACUUGCGAUCACAGCCCACCGCUGGCCCCGCUGCAGUUUUCCGAACCUCAUCGCGCAGAUAUCUGUGAAGUGCGUGGGUUUCUUGUCUGCUCCGUCGUUAGUGGUCGGUUCGCACGUCUGCUGUUGGUUGGAGCGAUCUGAGUUCUCUACCUCGCACUCUCUGUACAUCGAUGGUGCAUGUGCCGGUGCUGUCUGGAAGCUGAAACUUACUUACUUACUUGAAAGCUGAGCAAGAUGAAGGUUCACAGCCGGCGUGCGGGGAACAUGGGCCUGGCCGCACGGAAGUACUCGCUGCUCUUAGCGACGUUGCUGAUGCUUCCACUGCUGGGCAGUGUUGUAGAUGCCGCUUCUUGCUCGUCGAUGGGCGUUCCAAUGCUGCGAUCACUGGGUAGCACAGCUACAGGUCCAGGGUCUCAGCCUGCAGGUAUUCAAGCUGACAAGAAUAUCACCGUGAUCAACAAUUCCUCUUCAGCGGCAAGUAUCAGCACCCCGCGCUGCCUUGUUCAAGUCGCCACACAUGUCACCAUCAGCGAGCUGUUCACCUGGUGGCUGUUCAAUGGUGUGCCCAUUGAAUCGCUCAGGGCUCACUAUUCCAUCACGGCCAGCUUGUAUCAGGACACAGUUGACGGUGUCCAGCGGCUGUUUGCAUCCACGGCAAUAACCUGGCCAGACACCAUCACCGAGUCUCAGCAAGGCGUCUAUUCAUGCCGCGUUUGCAAUGAAUCAGAGUCGUUCUUCCUGAAUGUGGUCGUCCCCGCCAGGAUACUGUUUGUGAACUCCAGCACGGCCCUCUUGGCUGGUAGCAGUGCAACUCUGCUCUGCACGGCGGAAGGCGAAUCACCCGUGCACAUGUCCUGGUAUAGGGACGGAGCGGAGAUCAUGUCGGCCACUUCCCAUUCUCUUCAGCUGGUGCUGGACAACGUGAGCGCGCAGCACCGCGGCACGUACCGCUGCGUUGCUUCCAAUCUCUAUGGCAACGAGUCACGUGACCUGGUGAUCUUUGUUCAAGAGGUUCCAGUGCUUCGAGCUGGAUCCACUCCAGCGUUGAUCAGCAGCGCUCUCACAUCGACCAGUGCUAACUUCAGCCUGCCGGACGUUGCAUCGAACGGCAAUGCCACCGUGAUCCACUACAGCAUCACCUGCACUCCCACCUCUAUGUAUGCGUACGCCAAAGCACGCACCGCGGUGGCAACCUCGCAGACAGUCACAGUGAGUGGUCUGCAUCCCGGCGUGGAGUAUAUGUGCGCAUACAGAGUCCUCAACGCAGUUGGUCACAGCAGGCUGAGCUCACCCCUGAGAAUAUGUACAGCCGAAAGCAUUUCUGAUCCACCGACGUCACUCGAAAUUGCAUCCGUGUCGCCUUUGACUAUUGACUUCCAGUUCCAGGCACCAGCAGAGAAUUCCUCGUUUGGAGUGAUCAGUGGCUACCGAGUGUACUACUGUGAGUCAGCCGGCUGCAACAACACAGCUGACUGUCCAUGCCUGCCGAAGAAUUACCUGGGAAACCAAACUAUCACGAAUACCGGCUCGACACAAAUGAGAGGUGUUAUAAUGGAUCUUAAGGCUGAUACAACCUACACGCUUCUAGUGCAAGCUAUCAAUGCUGCAGGUUAUGGGCGGCCGGCAUCGGUACUGGGUACCACGAACAGCAAUGCCAUCGUCAGCAACGUACGCAAGGGCAAGUCUUCCACUAACCUUGCACUGAUCAUCCCGCUGUGCAUCCUGGCGCUUGUGCUCAUUGUUGGCACGGCGAUCCUGUGGAGGAUGCGUCACCGGAUGCCGUGCCACCGAAAGCGGUAUAAAUUGCAAGCCAUCCCAGCGCACAAGCCACCGGGGACUGGAAAUGCAAAGCAGAACAAUCCUAUGCUGAAGUCUGCCAUGAAAAUGGUCGCAGAGCCACUUCCAAGGCCAGUAUCUCGGACCCCUCCAUACUCUCAAAUGGAAGACUAUGACAACAGUACUUUGUGUAGACCACUCGGCAUCACUGUGUAAUUGGCAAGUAAGAUGCUGCAUACAUAGUGGGCAGAGUGGAUUAGAAGACGAGCAGUAUUGUAGUAGAACUUUAUCCUCUUCUCAUGACCGGGCUGUCUGUAUCGGAGUGUGGAUGUCCUCCAGCUGAGCCUAGCCCAAUACGGUACAGAGUAUAUUUGACGGUGCUCUAGCUGCUGCAAGUGUGGGCUCGGCUGGUUGUGUGUGUUCAGAUAGCCAACCCACACCGGGCAUCCUACUCUGUCAGUCACUGGCCCGGUCCAUCUUUGAAGUGUGCCGCUAAGCCGCAAAAGUCCCGUAAAAUGUUCUCACAAACGUGUACAGAUGUACAGUGAUGUCCUGGUCGGUUGAAAAAAAGUAAGUAAGGGUAUUGUAUCAGUUGCAUUCUACUCAUCUCUACAUGUGUACAGCAUUGUCUUAUGAUCUCUAUCACCUACUGCCUGCUGUAGCCGGAUCUGGGUGAAUUGUGCAUGUGCAUGUGCAUGUGUGCAUGUGUGCAUGUGCAUGUGUGCAUGUGGCUAUUUGUGUGAUAACCUGUUUGCUGUACUAUAGCUUCCUCUCCGUCUCGAUUGUUGCGUUGCUGCCUGUUUUGUCUUCAAAGCUUCACUGCCCAGUCGUGUACCUAUACUGCCUCUGCCCUAUAUUCUAUCUCUCCUGCUGCCAUUUUGAAUAAUUAUUUCUAUUACCUUGCCGCAUAGUCUUCCACAUGGAUGCAUGGAGUGCAUGGAAGGAAUUCUACAUGGCCUUGCUCAGCUAGAAGCAUCUUCUGAAAAUGCAAAAUGUUUAUACCCCAACUUUAAAUCCGUCUUGUCGAACUAAUUUGCUGAUCACAAUUUACACCAUUUAUACGUCGUGCAUUAUCCACACAGUCAUACAAAACAAACUAUUAUCCUGUACUACAUGUACUACUACUUGGAAGAGUGCUUCUCGUCACAGAACAGAUAUCAGACCCGGCUAACAUUUGAAAGUAGCAAUGUUCUCAGUGGUUCUUGUGCCAAUAUUG